AUGGGACCGUGCAUGGAAGACCUGACGUACAAGAGCACGGAACGCCUCUUGUUCGACCCAUCGCUGAGGACGAGCCACGCCCCGGUCUGCCACCGCGCCGCGCUAGAGUGA
Ectocarpus siliculosus is the source of this 111-nucleotide messenger RNA. The record is from the annotation of a GenBank genome assembly. Lineage: Eukaryota; Phaeophyceae; Ectocarpales; Ectocarpaceae.